CUGUGGAAGGAUUUCUAAGGCAGAUUGUUGUUCAAUAAUAUGUCUCAUCGAGAUAUUGUUGCAUGGAGUAUAAUGAAUGAUGGGCAUUGUCAGAACGGGCUUUUUAAUGAUGCCUUGGAGCUUUUUGAUGAGAUGAAGAGAGCCAAUGUUGAACUAGAUGAAAUGAUUCUUUCCAAAAUUCUUUCUGCUUGUGGCUAGACUGAAAAUUUAAGUUAUGGGAAAGCUAUAAAAUAUACAUGAAUAUAUUAUUGAAAACAAUAUUCAAGUACACUCUCAUUUAGAGAAAGCUCUUGUAGCUAUGUAUGCAAGCUAUGGUUGUAUGGAUGUUGCUCGGGGAUUGUUUGAUCAGAUAGGUACAAAGAACUUAGUUGUUUCCACGGCCAUGGUUUUGGGGUAUUCAAGAAUUGGGCGAGUUAAUGAAGCUUGAUGGAUUUUUUAUCAGAUGGUUGAGAAAGACUUGGUGUGUUGGAAUGCAAUGAUAUCUGGUUAUGCUGAAAGUGACUAUCCUCAAGAAGCUCUUAGAUUGUUUAAGGAAUUACAAAUCUUGGGAAUAAAACCAAAUCAAGGGGCAAUGUUGAGUGUCAUCUCAGCUUGUGCUCAUCUCCGUCUUCUAGAUUAAGCCAAAUGGAUCCAUGCAUAUGUUGAUAGAAAUGGGUUUGUAGGAGCCUUGUCUAUCAAUAAUGCCCUGCCCUUAUUGACAUGUACUUCAAGUGUGGGUGUUUGGAAAGAGCAAGAGUUGUUUUCGAGAAAAUGGCAAGAAGCAAUGUAAUAUCGUGGACCACCAUGAUCAAUGCAUUUGCCCUGCAUGGGGAUGCCAAUAAUGCUUUAGAAUUCUU
Rubroshorea leprosula is the source of this 836-nucleotide messenger RNA. The record is from the annotation of a GenBank genome assembly. Lineage: Eukaryota; Viridiplantae; Streptophyta; Magnoliopsida; Malvales; Dipterocarpaceae.